AUGGCGCCGAUCGCAUCCACGUCCAAGGCUCCGGCCGCGGUCAAGCUCACCGCCGCGGAGAAGAGGCUGAUCGAGAUUGGUCUGGCCGCUCCGAAAGGCGUAUGUUCAUCGUCGCCUUGCUCUCCUUGGGUGUGCGGUCUCACCCUUUUGGCUUCGAUCAAGACUGACAGCAUCCUACUUCUGUGCGAAACGCAGCAAAUCACCCAAGCCGAGCUGUUGGCCAAGUCGAACCUCACCACCCAGGCCGUCGCCGAUGCGGUCAACUCGAUCCUUCGAAAGGUCCGUUGAUCCUUUUCUCGUGUGGUCUAGCAUCGCUGACGAGAAGCAACUACUCUUGAUCAAACACAGAACCUGGUCCAACUGCUCCGCACCUCGACCGGUUCAGUCGAGUUCCGCUUCAUCGCCAAGGAGGAAGCAAAGGCGUAAGCUCUGCCAAAGUGAAAGGCGCUCGUCUGCACUAGCUCAGUCACUGUUUUUACACAGAAUGGGCGCGAUGGACUCGGAUGAGAAACUCGUCUUGGAUCACAUCAAGGAUGCCAACAACAAUGGUGGGUUUUGUUCAGCGAGUGGGCGGAUGGACCAUCUGCGGAACAUCUAACGUGAACGAGCAAAUGUUGACACCAAACUCCUCGUUUGAACACCCCAGGUAUCUGGACCAAGUUCUUGCACAACAAGACAGGAUUGCCCCGUACGACCAUCAACAAGGUGCUCAAGACCUUGGAAGGGAGGAAGGUCGUCAAGACUGUCAAAUCCGUCAAGGUGAGUAGCCGAUGGCUACUCCUAUCUCUUGGUGAGGACGACGACUCGACCAACACUCCUCUCCUCUCCCCGCGCCCUCGCAGCACCCUACGCGCAAGAUUUACAUGAUGAGCAACGUCGCACCUUCCGUUGAAUUGACGGGAGGUCCCUGGUUCACUGACAACGAGCUCGACAUGGAGUUUGUCGAGGCGCUCAAGAAGAUCACGCUCGCUUACUUGACCAAGCAGGUGCGUAACCCGCCGAGGCUCAAGCUCAGAAUGUCGGAAGAACACCAAACUGAUCCUUUGUCGUCUCCUCAUCAGACCCGCCCAAGAUCCUACAAGAACAAAAACGCACAACCGAACGAACUGCCUCGCUUUCCCCUCUGGCCCGUCAGCGCCUCCCCGCGCCUCCCUCGCGUGCGCGACGUCUUGGACUACAUCACCGAAUCCGGCAUCGCCGUCUCGGUCGAACUGAACGACGAGCACGUCGAGUCGUUGCUGGAACUGAUGAUCUACGAAGGGACCGUCGAACGCAUCUUGGUUCAAACCCCGGCUGAUCAAGGUGCGCGUAGGAAAAAGAAGGACGGAGCGGGUAAGAAGAGGAAGAGAGCCAUGGUGUCGAGUGAUGAGGAGAACAGUGAUGGAGGGGCGAGGAGAAAGAAGAAGACCAAGAGCAAGAAGGGGUUCGCGGGACGCCGUCGUGCGACCAAUGGCAAGGCGAGGAAAAGGUCGAGGUUGGAUUCGACGGCUUUGGAUGACGACGAUGAUGAUGAUGACGACUCGGAUGCUUCGGCCGAUUUUGAUGAGGAUGAAGAGAGAGGGUCGGAUGCCGAUGAUGAUGCGGGAAAAAGUAAGCGCAAGAAGAAGGUACGGACCAAGAAGCCUCUACGCCAGGUCAAGCCUGAAGACGACGACGCGUCGUCCGUCACGAAUGAUUCGACCUCUGAAUCAUCGGCUUCGGAUCGCGAUGAGGAUGACGAAGAGGAGGAAGAGCGAUUGGCUGCUUUGCGUCAUCAACGUGAAGGAGGUGUCAACGAUUACGUCUAUCGCACCAUUCGGGAAUAUCACCCCGUCAUCGGAUGGACCGACAUGCCCUGCGGCAAAUGUCCCGUCGAAUCGUUCUGCUGCGAGCCACCUCGUCGAUUCGCUCAAGCUUCAGCUGUGAGCGCCUCUCGUGGCUCUCGUCGACCUGGCUUCCUGUCUUCGGGUCGACCCAAGAUUGGGAUCGAGCUCGAAGGAGGCAUGAAAGGUGUCGGAAUGAUUGGUGGUGCAGGCGCAGCGAUCGGCAUUUCGACGGCCAAAUGGGGCGAGACGAAAGGGGUCGUCGGCAAUGGCGUCGCACCCGUCAACCCGAGGGAUUGUCAAUACUUUAAGAAGUGGCUCGACUUUUAA
Molecule: messenger RNA, 2132 nt
Organism: Microbotryum saponariae
Lineage: Eukaryota; Fungi; Basidiomycota; Microbotryomycetes; Microbotryales; Microbotryaceae
Source: the annotation of a GenBank genome assembly